This is a messenger RNA of Rattus rattus (black rat), 1298 nucleotides long. Its product is annotated as PHD finger protein 11-like. Bases 74 to 826 code for a protein of 250 amino acids. Gene Ontology annotation, cellular component: nucleus. NCBI's taxonomy places the organism in Eukaryota, Metazoa, Chordata, Mammalia, Rodentia, Muridae. The transcript has 8 exons. The record is from RefSeq and is a predicted model, not a curated record. Gene Ontology annotation, molecular function: histone deacetylase binding; histone binding.
CCCAGCCAUAGCCCAAGAGGAACCUGGGGGCUCCAACUCAGUCCUGAAUGGUGACGCUAAUAGUGACAAAAAGAUGGAGAAGAGGACAUGUGCCCUCUGCCCUGAGGGCCACGACUGGAGUGUGAUUUACUUCGAACCAUCGUCGAAUAUAGCAGCUCAUGAAAACUGUUUGCUGUAUUCAUCAGGACUGGUGGAGUGUGAUCCUCAUGAUCCACGGAAUCCAGCCAGAAGCUUUGCUGUCAAAUCAGUGAAGAAAGAGAUCUGGAGAGGGAGAAGGUUGAAAUGCUCAUUUUGUAAUAACAAGGGAGCCACUGUGGGAUGUGAUUUACAGUCUUGUCCCAAGAAUUACCACUUACACUGUGCCAAGGAGGACCAUGCAAUUCUACAAGUUGAUGAGGAUCAUGGAACUUACAAAUUAUUUUGCCAACGACAUGCUCCAGGGGGUCAAGAACCCACACAACUUGAUGCAGCUGUCAAAGCUUCUUUUCUUAAGAAAUGCCUGGAAGCAGGACUUCUUACUGAAUUAUUUGAACAGAUACUACAAAAAAUGAUUUCAAUUCAUGGAAGAUUCAUGGCUGAGACUGCUUCAGAGUCAGACUAUGAAGGGAUCGAGAUCUUACUGUUUGGCUGUGGAUUAUUUAAAGACACAUUAAUAAAAUUCAAAGAAGCAAUCAAGAGUAAAACUUGUGAAUAUGAAGAAGGGAUGAGCCAGAUGAAGCAGCAGCUUGAGUUACUUGCAGAAUUACAACAAAACCUGCGCUCAUUUCAAGAAUGUGUGGACCUGGACCACAUCAAGCUCUACCUCAGGGUCCUUGCUACCUCCUGAGGACCACCAGUGCAGAUGCCAGGAGUCUCCUGAAGUGCAAGCAGGCUCAGGAGACAGCCUGUGACAGAUCCAGUCCUCUCCAGCUCUGACCUGCUACUGCUCAGCCAGGCUCCAUACCUGACAGGUUGUUUCUUGUCUGCUCCCUUGUCAUCUCACUUGUCCUGCUUUCUCCUGACAGUAACAGCUGUUCCUCAGGUCAACUGGAUCAGGCCCCCAUGUCCUCUAAAGAGCAGGAAGUCCUCCUACCUACCCUACCCACCCUAGUCAGGGGCAGCAACCUUUCCUGGAAUCUUAGAGCUUUCUUCUUGCUUCUGCUACUCCUGCAGUAGGUCUGUCUCAUCAUGGUCUUCUCUCCGUAUUAGUGACUUCAUCAGAAUGGAGCAGAGCCUCACUCCUGUGCAUAGCUCGCUGGUUCCCUGGGUUUCUGCUCACUACCACCUUCCCAACAUUGAGCACACUUAAUAAAUGAUUG